AUGGACACAUUGAUGAAUCAAAAUGCCUGCAGGUUCCAUGAAGAACCUGCCGGAUCUUACAUGAGUAUGUCUAAGGAUGAGACAAAACCCCCGAGAAAGGCAGAGCAGCCGGCCAUAAGGGUUGGCUUCUUCCAGUUGUUCCGUUUCUCCACAAAGCGAGACGUCCUGAUGAUGCUGGUGGGCAGUGUGUGCGCGGUGCUUCACGGCUCGGCACAGCCCCUGAUGCUGCUGGUGUUUGGCCUGCUCACAGACACGUUCAUUGAGUACGACAUGGAGCUGAAUGAACUCAUGGACGACAGGAAAGAGUGUUUUAACGGCACCAUCCAGUGGAGGCGGAACUACACUGCUGGACUGAACACAAGCCAGUCCGCCUGGGGCAUCAUGAACAAUUCAACAUGGGAGAUGCUCACUCCUCUGAGCGGCCGCCCGUGUGGGAAUCUAGACAUUGAAUAUGAGAUGACCAAAUUUGCCUUUUACUAUGUUGGGAUUGGAGUAGCUGUGUUUGUGCUUGGCUACUUCCAGAUUUCUUUGUGGGUGACAGCGGCAGCCAGACAAAUUCAGCUGAUCAGAAAACAGUAUUUUAGUAAAGUGAUGAGGAUGGAGAUUGGCUGGUUUGAUUGCACUUCUGUUGGGGAGCUCAACACUCGCAUGUCUGAUGAUAUAAACAAGAUCAACGACGCAAUAGCUGAUCAAGUGGCCAUUUUCCUGCAGCGUUUUACUACUUUUGUGUGUGGUUUUUGCGUUGGCUUUGUGAAAGGCUGGAAACUGACUCUUGUUAUUGUGGCUGCCAGUCCUCUGAUUGGUCUUGCCACUGGCCUCAUGGCUUUGUUUGUGGCCAAGCUGACGGGCCUAGAGCUGCAGGCCUACGCUAAAGCAGGAGCUGUGGCAGACGAGGUUCUCUCCGCUAUCAGAACGGUGGCAGCUUUCGGGGGGGAGAAAAAAGAAGUGGACAGAUAUGACAAGAACCUGGUGUCAGCGCAGCAGUGGGGCAUCAGGAAGGGCCUCAUUAUGGGCUUUUUCACUGGAUACAUGUGGCUCAUCAUCUUCCUCUGCUACGCUCUGGCCUUCUGGUACGGGUCUGGUCUGGUGGUGGACACACAGGAGUACACUCCAGGAACACUGCUGCAGGUGUUUUUUGGGGUCUUGAUAGCUGCUAUGAACUUGGGGCAGGCCUCCCCGUGCCUGGAAGCUUUUGCUGCAGGCCGUGGUGCUGCGACCAGCAUCUUUGAAACUAUUGACAGAGAGCCCGAGAUCGACUGCUUAUCAGAGGCUGGAUAUAAACUGGACAGGGUCAAAGGAGAUAUUGAGUUUCACAAUGUGACUUUCCACUACCCCUCAAGGCCUGAAGUGAAGAUCCUGGAUCAGUUGAGUGUUGCAGUAAAAACUGGAGAAACCACAGCAUUUGUUGGUCCGAGUGGAGCGGGAAAGAGCACCGCGGUUCAGCUCAUCCAGCGCUUCUACGACCCCAAAGAGGGCAUGGUGACCCUGGAUGGUCACGACAUCCGAGGGCUCCACAUCCAGUGGCUGCGCUCUCUGAUUGGCAUCGUGGAGCAGGAGCCAGUCCUGUUCGCCACCUCCAUCGCAGAGAAUAUCCGCUACGGCCGCCCAGGGGUGACAAUGGACGAUAUUGUUAACGCUACAAAGGAGGCCAACGCAUUUCACUUCAUUAUGGACUUGCCACAGAAAUUUGAAACUCUGGUGGGCGAGGGUGGGGGUCAGAUGAGUGGAGGUCAGAAGCAGCGCAUAGCAAUAGCCCGUGCACUGGUCAGAAACCCUCGUAUUCUGCUGCUGGACAUGGCCACAUCUGCCCUGGACAAUGAGAGUGAGGCUGUGGUUCAAGAAGCCCUGGAUAAAGUGCGUCUGGGUAGAACUACCAUCUCCAUAGCCCACCGCUUGUCCACUAUCAAGAAUGCAGAUGUUAUUGUGGGUUUUGAACACGGACGCGCUGUUGAGAGAGGCAAACAUAAUGAGCUGCUGGAGAGGAAAGGAGUCUACUUUACCCUGGUCACACUGCAGAGCCAAGGGGAUAAAGCUCUCAAUGAGAAAGCCAGAGAAAUGGCUAACGCUGAAGAGGAGCUGGAGGGCAGCAACAUCAUCAGAGCAGGAAGCUACAGAGACAGUCUGAGGGCCUCCAUUCGCCAGCGGUCCAGAUCACAGAUGUCCAGCCUCAUUCCUGAUUCAGUUUCGUUCACUGGAGAUCUCGCCCCUCGAGCAUACUCGUUUUCUCAGGCAAAAGAAUCAAAGGCUGAUGCACUCGCUGAAGUCGAAGAGGAGCCGGUGGAGCCAGCCCCCGUGGCCAGGAUCCUCAAGUACAACGCGCCUGAGUGGCCCUACAUGUUUUUUGGCUCCAUUGGAGCUGCCGUUAAUGGAGGUGUCAUCCCUGUGUACUCUCUGCUUUUCAGUCAAAUCCUCGCUACUUUCUCUGUUACAGAUCCUGUGAAGCAGCGCAAAGAGAUAGAUAGUAUUUGUCUGUUCUUUCUCAUGGUCGGAGUGCUUUCUUUCUUCACACAGAUGCUUCAGGGUUAUUCCUUUUCAAAGUCUGGAGAACUGUUGACCCGGAGGCUGCGGCGGCUGGGCUUCCAUGCCAUACUGGGCCAAGAGGUUGGCUGGUUUGAUGAUCACAGGAACAGCCCUGGAGCCCUGACCACACGGCUGGCCACAGAUGCCUCACAGGUCCAGGGGGCUACUGGCUCCCAGAUUGGAAUGAUCGUGAACUGUCUGACCAACAUUGGCGUGGCCCUCCUGAUGUCCUUCUACUUCAGCUGGAAGCUCACGAUGGUCAUCAUGUGUUUCCUUCCCUUUAUCGUUCUCUCGGGAGGAUUUCAGGCUCAAAUGCUCACGGGUUUUGCCAAACAGGACAAAGCAGCUAUGGAGGCAGCCGGACAGAUUUCUGGUGAGGCCCUGAACAACAUCCGGACCAUCGCUGGACUAGGGAAAGAGAAAGUGUUUGUGGAAAAGUUUGAGGCUCAGCUCCAUGUUCCGUACGAGGCUGCCCUGAAGAAGGCCUACGUGUACGGGGCCUGCUACGGCUUUGCUCAGUGCAUCGUCUUCUUCACCAACUCAGCCUCCUACAGAUUUGGGGGAUACUUGGUGCGACAAGAGGGGCUCCAUUUCAGUCUGGUUUUCAGGGUGAUCUCGGCCAUCAUUACAGGUGGUCAGGCCUUGGGCAGAGCAUCAUCCUACACACCAGACUACGCCAAGGCCAAGAUCUCAGCCGCACGGUUCUUCCAGCUGCUCGACCGUGUGCCUCUGAUCAGCGUCUAUAGCGACAAGGGACAUAAAUGGGAAAACUUCCAAGGCAACAUUGAGUUCAUCGACUGUAAGUUCACCUACCCCACCAGGCCUGACAUCCAGGUCCUGAAUGGUUUAAAUGUGUCUGUGAAGCCGGGCCAAACCCUGGCCUUUGUGGGCAGCAGCGGCUGUGGCAAAAGCACCAGUGUCCAGCUGCUGGAGAGGUUCUACGACCCAGAUGCUGGCCGUGUGCUGAUUGAUGGCCACAACUCGACACAUGUCAAUGUGGCCUUCCUGCGUUCCAAGAUUGGCAUCGUGUCCCAGGAGCCCAUCCUGUUUGACUGCAGCAUUGCAGACAACAUCAAGUAUGGAGACAACUCCAGGGAAAUCAGCAUGAAUGAGGUCAUCUCAGCGGCUAAGAAAGCCCAGCUCCACAGCUUUGUCAUGUCCCUACCAGAGAAAUACGAAACAAACGUUGGAGCACAGGGCUCGCAGUUGUCUCGUGGUCAGAAGCAGCGGAUUGCCAUUGCCAGAGCCAUCAUUCGAGAUCCCAAGAUCCUGCUGCUGGACGAGGCCACCUCCGCUCUGGACACAGAGAGUGAGAAGACUGUGCAAGACGCCCUGGAUAAAGCCAGAGAGGGGCGCACCUGCAUCGUCAUCGCCCACCGCCUGUCCACCAUCCAGAACUCAGACAUUAUCGCCGUCAUGUCCCGCGGGUAUGUCAUCGAAAAGGGUACGCACGACCACCUCAUGGGCCUAAAGGGGGCCUACUACAAGCUGGUUACCACGGGAGCGCCAAUAAGCUAA
This is a messenger RNA of Knipowitschia caucasica, 4038 nucleotides long. The record is from the annotation of a GenBank genome assembly. NCBI's taxonomy places the organism in Eukaryota, Metazoa, Chordata, Actinopteri, Gobiiformes, Gobiidae.